GGAGGGCACAGCAGCACGCGUGAGGCUUGACUACAUUUCCCAGAGUGCAGUUCUGGGAGGAUUCUGGGAAAUGAGGCAAGACAGCAUUUUGACAGUCGCGGUUAACUUUGCCGUUGGAGCGCACAGCGGGAGCUACGUUUCCCCGAGUGCAGCCCUAGGAGGAGGAUCUUGGGAAGUGUGGCAGAGGCAGCUGUCCUCGCACCGUGGAACGGUAGCCGAACUUCCCAGGAACGCUUGCAAUUUCCUAGUUUCUGCUGAUCCUUAAGGCCUAGCAAGGCGCCCCCACGACACACAAAAUUCGGAGACGUGACAAUGUCCCUUCACUGUGGAAUAGCUUGCAGGAGAAAGUCUUUUUGGUGCUCUAGGCUGCUGUCAACCUAUGUCACUAAGGCACGGUAUAUGUUUGAACUAAAGGAAGAUGACGAUGCAUGUAAAAAGGCCCAGCGUACGGGAGCGUUUUACCUCUUUCAUAGCCUGGCUCCUUUGGUUCAGAAAUCAGAGCACCAGUACGUGGUCCCCCGGUAUAGCCUAGUAGAGUUGGAAAGGCUCCUGGAGAAGUUUGGACAGGACACACAAAAAAUAGAGGAUUCCGUCCUGAUUGGCUGCUCCGGACAGCAGGAAGCAUGGUUUGCUCUGGAUCUGGGUCUGAAGAGUUCCUCUUCUACAAGCGCUUCCUUACAGAAACCUGAAAUGGAGACAGAGCUCAAGGGCUCUUUCACUGAGCUGAGGAAGGCUCUCUUUCACCUGAGUGUGAAGGAUGCCACCCUGCUGUCCACGGCUCAGGCUCUUCUCCAUUGGCAUGAUGCCCAUCAGUUCUGCAGCAGAAGCGGGCAGCCCACCAAGAAGAACAUGGCUGGCAGCAAGCGUGUGUGCCCUUCCAAUAAGAUCAUCUAUUACCCACAGAUGGCUCCUGUGGUGAUCACCCUGGUGUCAGAUGGGCCCCGAUGUCUGCUUGUCCGCCAGAGUUCCUUUCCCAAGGGAAUGUAUUCUGCCUUGGCAGGUUUCUGUGAUAUAGGUGAAAGUCUAGAAGAAGCCGUCCGGCGGGAAGUUGCAGAAGAGGUGGGAUUGGAGGUGGACAGACUGCAGUAUUCUGCAUCCCAGCACUGGCCUUUUCCUAAUAGCUCACUCAUGAUUGCUUGUCACGCAACUGUGAAACCAGGGCAGACAGAGAUCCAGAUGAACUUGAGAGAACUGGAGGCAGCUGCCUGGUUCAGUCAUGAUGAGGUGGCCACAGCCCUGAGGAGAAAGGGCCCCUAUACCCAACAACAAGAUGGAACCUUCCCAUUCUGGUUGCCCCCUAAGUUAGCCAUUGCCCAUCUGUUGAUUAAGGAGUGGUUGGAAAAACAGAGCUGUUCUUCCUUGCCUGCUUCACCCAGAUCAAGCCACUUACAUCUGUCCUGAGUACCCCUGAGGGACACACCAGAAAUUGAUUGAUAAAGGGGAGGUGACAAAGGCCAUUUCCAGGCCCAUUUCAAAAGGCAGAGCAGAAGAUGAUUCUACCACGAGAUAACUCUACCAGUAAUGUUAACCAAAGUUCUUACUAAUGGACCAUCAAAAAUGUCAGUUUGAGAAGAAAAGCUGAUUAGAUGUCAACUGUCAAAACCAGUUGGAAGACUGAGGCAUUAAUUUGUAUGUAGGCCUUCGUUCACCCAUCUUCUACUUAGACCUUGGAAGCAAACCUCUCUUGGCUUGUGGCUUGUAAUGCUGGGUUUACGCUGGCUGCCAAAAUGUGCCUGGUGUAAUUUUGGUUAAAAAUUUUAUUUUGGUAUUGAAAAUAUGAAAGAAAUCUCAAGUCAAUACUGUCACUUUAUACUUUACAGAAUUAGAAUUGUACAGCAUAGCAUUUAAUUCUUGUGUAGGUUCGCUAUGAGUCGGAAUCGACUCGACGGCAGCGGGGGCGCGGAUAGGUAAUUAUCUUGUACAUGGUAGCUGUCUUAGUUAUCUAGUACUGCUAUAACAGAAAAACCACAAAUGGAUGUCUUUAAAAACAGAAAUUUAUUCUCCUAAACAGAGUUUAGGAGGCUAGAAGUCCAAAUUCAGGGUGCCAGCUCUAGGGGAAGGUUUUCUCUCUGUCCGCUCUGGAGAAAGAUCCGUGUCACCUUUCAACAUCUGUGGGCCUGACAUUCCUUGGAGAUCGCCAUGUUUCUUGGCAUCAGUCUUCCCCUUGGUCUAGGAGAUUCUCAGCGCAGGUACCCCAGAUCCAAAGGACAUACUCCACACCUGGCUUUUCUUUCUUGAUGGUAAUGAGGUCCCUCUCUCUCUGCUAGCUUCUCUCCUUUUAUCUCUUAUAAAAGGUGAUGCAGGCCACACCCUAAAGAAACUCCCUUUACAUCAGGGCUGUGACCUGGUUAAGGGUGUUGCAUCCUGCUCUAAUCCUCACUGACGUGACCUAAUCCUGUCUCGUUAACAUAAUGGACAGCUCACUCCCAAAUGGGCCAUAACCAUAGGCACAGAGGCUAGGAUUUAAAACAUAUCACAAAAUGGAGGAUAUCAGAUCACAAAACAGAGGAUAACCACACAAUACUAGGAGUCAUAGCCUAGCCAAGUUGACACUUAUUUUGGGGGGACGCAGUUCAGUCCAUGACAGUAAUUAAGUAAAACCCAUAAACCAAACCUGUUGCCAUCUAAUCAGUUCUGACUCAUAGCAACCCUACAGGACAGAGUUGAACUGCCCCAUAGGGUUUUCAAGGAGCAGCUGGUAGAUUCAAACUGCUGACCAUUUGGUUAGGUGCCAAACACUUAACCACUGUGCCACCACAGCUCCUAAUUAAAUAAAGUUCACAAUAUUUUGUUAAGUCACUUGAAGGGAAGUGGGCACUGGGCCAAGGUCUUCCUCUGCAUUAAGCCAGAUGCAGUGAGGUUCUGUGGAGGUAGUUGAAUCUCAGUGGGACUUAAGAUAGUCUUUUUUGUUGUUCUCAGCUCUGUUACUUGCUCAGUUUGUGAACCAGUGAAAAGACCAUUAUUUUGCCAUGCCUGUUUUCCUAAGUGUAAAAUGGUCGCUGGCAUUUGCACACUCAGUAAAUGUUGAUUUACUCCAACUAAGGGAUUAGAAUUCAUGGCAGUUAAAUAAGAGUCAUGAUAUUUCCUUAAGUCAUUAAAGGGGAGAGUAAAGUGGUUCCGUUUCUCGAGCUUUUAUGGGAUUAACUAAAUUCAGGGCUUCUCAUUGUUCACAUAUGUCAUUCUAUACCUUGUCAAAAGGGAGAUGAAUUUAUUUAGGGGAAAUAAAAUUAAUUUCCACACCUUUGUUCAGAUGUGUUUUUCUGUCCUCUGAAGUGAGGAAAUGGCAGAAAGUGAGAAUUUGAGGGGCAUCUCUUUAUUUGUGUGACAGUUAAGUCCAGGUUCAGAGUCUGUGGAAAGUCUAGUGCCAUGUUCACAUGAAAUACUCUUUUUUUAUUGUAUUUCACAUGAAGGUUUACAGAGCAAAUUAGUUUCUCUAUUAAACAGUUAAUACACAUAUUGUUUUGUGAUACUGGUUGCCAACUCCACGACAUGUCAACACUCUCCCCCUCUUGACCUUAGGUUUCCUGUUACCAGCUUUCCUGUCCCCUCCUGCCUUCUUGUCCUUGCCUCUGGAGUGGUGUGCCCAUUUAGUCUCGUUUUGUUUUAUGGGCCUGUCUAAUCUUUGGCUGAAGGGUGAACCUCAGGAGCAGAUUAAAUACUCUUAGAGGUUAGACUGAACAGAAGAAUGGCUAGAGAAAGAGUCAUAUCUUCAGAUGAUUCCAGGUACAACUGUAUUGAAAACACAAGUUCCAGAAAUCCCAAGAGUAUUCAUACAUCAGAGUUUCGUAGGACUAAGCAAAAGGGAUUCUGGAGCUAGAAAAGUUGAAGCUCUCUUUACCCCAAAGGGUCAUUGCUCUCUGCAAUGUCAGCAAACCAUCAAUGCUUUGGGGAAACCCAAAUGCCUUCAUCAGGAAAUGCUGCAGGGUAAUGUGUGAUGAAACUUGAUUGUCCUGUUAGGUUGGCAGCUUGCCCUUUCACAGGCUGAACCCAGCAGGUAGAAGGGAAAAACACUCUCGACAGAGAGGUCCUGAGAUUUCUUCAUAUCUUGCAGUUAGAAGA
Molecule: messenger RNA, 4059 nt
Organism: Loxodonta africana (African savanna elephant)
Lineage: Eukaryota; Metazoa; Chordata; Mammalia; Proboscidea; Elephantidae
Gene: NUDT13
Product: nudix hydrolase 13
Exons: 9
Coding region: 313-1401 (362 amino acids)
Molecular function (GO): metal ion binding; hydrolase activity
Source: RefSeq, a predicted model, not a curated record